AUGGGGAGAUUCACCAUCACCCUUGUUCCAAGGCCUUUGCUCCCUUUAAAUCGCAUCCCAUGUAAUACACAAGUCUGUCCCCAUCAUGUGUUGUUGGAAGAACUUUUUUCAAAGGUUAACAUCCCUAAUGCAAAGCCUAAGAAGAUGUCCCCUGACUCUUUGGAAAACAAAUCAGCAGAUAUUUUAAAGAGUGGAGGGAAUGCGGUAGAUGCCGCUGUAGCCGUAGCAGCUGCCUUAAACGUGACUGAGCCAUGCAGUACUGGCUUAGGUGGAGACUGCUUCUGCCUCUACUAUGAUGCAAACACCAAACAAGUGUAUGGGCUCAAUGGAAGUGGGCGGUCUCCACAGUCUCUGACUCUUGCGUUGCUAAAAGAACGUGGUUUUGAUGAAGCAAAUCCUCCACCUUCCCAACACGCAUGUAACGUCACAGUUCCUGGUGCAGCAGCUGGGUGGUGCGAUGCUGUGGAGUUGUUUGGGAGCAAAAAUCUUUCCAUGGGGCAGAUACUGCAGCCAGCUAUAGAACUGGCUGAAAAGGGCUUUCCGGUGUCAGAGAUUACUUCCUACCACUGGGAGCGCAAUGCUCAUGUUCUUCAGGCAGCUGGAAACCCGCAUGGGAAGGACCUACUGAUUGAUGGCCAAGCACCUGAGCAUGGCCAGGUUUUUCACAAUCCACUUUUGGCAAACACUUUUAAGGAGCUGGCUAAAUCUGGCAAACAAGGUUUCUAUGAAGGUCGUGUGGCCAAAGCUAUCAUUGAGAUUCUGCAGAAUAAUAGUGGAGUAAUGAAUUCAGAGGAUCUGAAAAACCAUGUCACCGAAGAAGUCAAACCUAUUGUCACAAAUUACAAGAGUGUGAAUGUUUGGGAAAUCCCUCCCAAUGGACAAGGAAUCACAGCAUUGUUAGCCCUGAAUAUUUUAGAAAAUUUCAAUGUGAAAGAAAUGGGCCAUAAUACUGCUAAUUAUUUGCACAUUCUAAUUGAAGCUUUGAAAAUCAGUUUUUCCGAUGCUUUCGGGUUCUGUGCGGAUCCAGAAAAAGUUUCCGUUCCAACAACGGAGCUUCUUUCAAAAUCAUAUGCCAGAAACCGUUCCCAGCUUAUUGAUUUGCAGAGAGCAACUUACAACCUUAAUCAUGGAAAUCCUUUCUCAGUCGGAAGCGACACGGUUUAUUUCACUGUGGUGGAUGGUCAAGGCAAUGCCUGCUCUUUCGUUAACAGCAAUUACAUGGGAUUUGUCUGCCCGCUGCUCCAGUCACUGCCAGGUAUGGGUAUAGACCUGGGUGGCACCGCAGAUGAAGAUAUAGAUUCAGGAGUCUUAUUUGGAACUUUGCGAGGCAAUGUGGUUGGAUUGCGUUACUAUACGGGUGUGGUCAAUAAUAAUGAAAUGGUAGAACUUCAACGAGAGCCCAACAACCGAUUUGACGUGAAUGCUAUAAAAGUAAAUAAUGUGAAUGGAGAGCAGGUAGGCCAUAUUAAAAAAGAACUGGCUGCGUGUCUGGCACACAUCAUGGACAGCAAAUUGGCACUAAUAGAAGGGGUUGUUCCUUAUGGAGCAAAGAAUGCUUUCACUAUGCCAGUACAGCUGAGUUUUUGGGGAAAAGCAGAGAAUGAGGAAGCGGUUCUAAGGUACCUGAAGAAGUAUGGCUUUAAAUUGGCUCCUCCAGAAAAAUGCUUGGGUUUUGGAUAUAGUGGGACAUCAAGCAAAGCUGGAACAAGUUACAGUGCUCCAGUUCAUGCUGCUGUACAAAUGACAACUGAACAGCUGAAGACUGAGUUUGACAAACUGUUUGAAGAUCUGAAAGAAGAUGAUAAAACACGUGAAAUGGAAGCAGCGGGGGCUGUUUUAACACCCUUACUUCCACACCAGAAACAGGCUUUAGCUUGGAUGAUUUCGCGUGAAAACAAUAAGGAGCUGCCUCCAUUUUGGGAAAAGAGGGAGAACUACUUCUACAAUACAAUUACAAACUUUGCUGAAAAAAAGCGACCUGAAAAUGUUCUUGGAGGAAUAUUGGCAGAUGAUAUGGGAUUGGGUAAAACGCUUACCACUAUUGCAGUCAUCCUUACCAAUUUUCAUGGUGGCAGACCUCUUCCUCUUGAAAAGAAAAGUGAUCAGUUGAAGGAGAAAUAUGUUUCUACUGUGAAAAGUGACUUAAAAGUACCCAUUUCUUCAGAUACAAAGGAAGAAAAUGAUUCUGUUCUGCCUCAGUCAUCCCAUCCCAAAAGCCAAAACCCAAACAACACAGCCAGGAACAAGAAAAAAGAGGAAAGGAAUUUGGGAGCUUCUUGUGAUGUUGUGGAAGAUAACAUGUUUGCCUCUGCUCUUGGGGAACUAGCCACGACUUCAAAGAAGACAAAGAAAAAAGGAGGUGCUACUGUGCAGUCUAAGAAAACUGAAGCGGAAGAGAAUCUUAGAGCAACACUGAUCAUCUGUCCACUUUCUGUUCUCAGCAACUGGACUGAUCAGUUUGAGCAGCAUAUUGAUCCAGCUGUUCAUCUGAACAUUUACGUUUACUAUGGUUCAGAGCGCACCAAAGAUCCAGCAAUCCUUUCAAGACAGGAUAUUGUGUUAACAACUUACAAUGUUUUAGCAAGUGACUACAGUGCAAAAAGCAAUAGUACUUUGCACAGUUUUAAGUGGCUGAGAGUGGUGUUGGAUGAAGGACACACAAUACGAAACCCGAAUGCUCAGCAAACGAAGGCUAUACUAGAUUUGGAUGCCCAAAGAAGAUGGAUUUUGACAGGCACACCCAUUCAGAACUCCUUGAAGGACUUGUGGUCUCUUCUUUCUUUUUUAAAGCUGAAACCUUUCACAGACAGAGAAUGGUGGCGGCGAACGAUCCAGCGUCCUGUCACUAUGGGAGAUCAAGGCGGGCUUAAGCGUUUACAAUCCUUGAUUAAGAGCAUUACGCUUCGAAGAACGAAAACAAGCAAAGUGAAAGGGGAGCCAGUUUUGAAGCUUCCAGAUCGUAAAGUAUUUAUUCAGCAUAUUACUCUUACAGAGGAAGAGAAUCUUAUCUAUCAUUCAGUGAAAAAAGAGAGCAAGGCUGCUAUUAUCAGGUAUUUUAAUGAGGGAACUGUUUUGGCCCACUAUGCAGAUGUUCUGGGUGCCUUGCUGAGAUUGAGACAGAUGUGUUGCCACCCACAUCUCUGUGCAAGCGCACCUCCAUCCACCUUUGAAGAAGGUGAUGGUACUCCUGAGCAGUUGCGUUCAAAAUUAAUAGAGAAGAUGAAGCAAGUUCUAAGCUCUGGAUCUGAUGAAGAAUGUGCAAUUUGCUUAGACUCUCUCAGCAUACCUGUGAUAACCCACUGUGCUCAUGUGUACUGUAAGCCAUGCAUUUGUGAAGUCAUCCAAAAAGAGAAGCCAAAUGCCAAAUGCCCUCUUUGCAGGAAAGAGGUUGGAUUACAGCAACUCAUAGAAUGUCCUUUAGAAGAUGCUGAUACAGAAAAGUCUGACCAAGAAUGGGUAUCAAGUUCAAAGAUCAAUGCCCUAAUGCAUGCUUUGCUAGAGCUAAGGAAGCAAAAUCCAGCAAUUAAAAGUAUAGUUGUUUCUCAGUUCACAAAAUUCCUCUCUCUAAUAGAGAUUCCACUGAGGAAAUCUGGGUUUCUCUUCACUCGUUUGGAUGGGAGACUGAGUAAGAAAAAAAGAGUAGAGGCAAUUCAGCAGUUCCAAAGUGCCGAAGCUGGAUCCCCGGCUGUAAUGCUGUUAUCUUUAAAAGCGGGUGGAGUUGGUUUGAAUCUAACAGCAGCCUCACAAGUCUUCUUAAUGGACCCAGCUUGGAAUCCCGCUGCAGAGGACCAGUGUUUCGACAGAUGUCACAGACUUGGGCAGAAGCAGGAUGUUAUCAUCACAAAGUUCAUUGUGAAGCACUCAGUGGAAGAAAACAUGCUGAAAAUUCAGAACAAGAAGAGAGAACUUGCAGCUGGAGCCUUCGGAGCCAAAAAGCCUUCAUCUAGUGAAACCAAAAUUAAUGAAAUUAAAACUUUGAUAGAUUUCUAAUU
Messenger RNA from Euleptes europaea (tarantolino), 3992 nucleotides. It is a transcript of the gene HLTF, whose product is annotated as helicase like transcription factor. Lineage: Eukaryota; Metazoa; Chordata; Lepidosauria; Squamata; Sphaerodactylidae. Bases 1 to 3990 code for a protein of 1329 amino acids. The transcript is spliced from 33 exons. Gene Ontology annotation, molecular function: ATP binding; hydrolase activity, acting on acid anhydrides, in phosphorus-containing anhydrides; ATP-dependent chromatin remodeler activity. The record is from RefSeq and is a predicted model, not a curated record.